AUGGCGGCGACCACCCAGGCGAAGAGCUCUUCUGCAACGUCAGCAGCUGAUCCCAAGAUGGAUAAGUCCACAGUUGCAGGGGAUGCAUGCAUGUCUGAUAUGCUCAAGAUGAACUUUUUGUCAAGUCCAUCCACUUGUGACGUCACGAAUCAGGCAAGUGGAGCUGCUGAGAGCGUGGCUGAUCAUGUCAAUGAGUGUGGCACCUGCAUCUCCCCUCGUCGGAAAAAAUCCAUGGAGGUGCUCAAGGUUUUAAAGCGUUAUGUAAGGGGUCUGGAAAUCGCCUUAAGGAGCCAAUCAUUUGGUCGGGGAACCCAUUUCCCAACGAAGGUGGGGAUGGGGAAUCCCCGAUAUGAAUAUUGCGAGUAUGAAGGCGGAGAUGGGGGAAAAAAGCUUAACAGUUCUCUCUCGGGUCUGUCUCUUCGCUGCCCUCUGUUUCUCUUCACUCUCCGGUGGCUUUGCUCCGAAUCUGUGGUCCUUCAGCUCUCAGUCUCUCCUCACUCAGCUCCGACUGUCUCUUCUCUCUUCCUCUCCCAGCGACAGGGAAAUAUGGUUGGUGAAAUGAAGUUGAUGAUUGCGGAGGAACAAAAAUUCCAAGGGAAAGCAUUGUCGUUAUCCCAUACGAAGACGGCAAUCACUACGAUCAAGGAGAAAUUCACUGAACAACAGCUGCAAAUGUUUGAACAGAGUUGUUUUGGUCAUCUCCUAGGGAUUGAGGACCUCAAGUGGACUUCUCCGAUUGUCCACGGGUUGCUGCUCAGGAAAGCUGAUCCCAAGACAGUUUCCCAACUGAACGGGAUCAAAUUCAUUGUUGGCAAGAAGGUCAUCCAAUUCACGGCGCAGCAAUUUUGCAUCGUGACAGGGCUAAGGUUUGGAAACCUUCCCUUUAUUCCGAUUCCCACGAAUGAGAACUGCUCAUUGAAACGGAAGUACUUUGCCAACGAUAAAGCUGUGAACCUGUUGGAAUUAGAAAAGGCCUUCCUCGAAUGCGAUGAUGUGGACGAUGUAUUCAAGCUUGGAUUCUUAUACUUUGCUGUCUUUGUGCUGUUGGGCAGCGAAAAACAUGUCCACAUUGACAUGCGAUAUUUGAAGUUGGCGGAAGACCUUGAAGAGUUUGGGAAGUAUCCAUGGGGUGCUGUGUCUUAUGCGAAGACAAAUGCGUCACUGCUGAGGGCACUUUGUGCAGAUUACCAGCGAGUGAAAGUGCCCACAAAAACUGCCAAAACAAAAAAAUCUGGAAAGAAACCAACAACAACGGCAACCGGUAGACCAAGAGAGUACCACCUCAAAGGUUUUCCGUAUGCACUUCAGAUUUGGGCGUAUGAGGUGUUUCCAGCGUUGGCUGCACUACAUUUGGUGGUGCACGAAGAAAAUGCGCACAUCCCUCGUUUACUACAUUGGAGGAGCAAUAGUUCGCCGCGUUUUUAUGAGCUAAUGAGCCAAGUAUUCGAGAACCGUGAG
Messenger RNA from Prunus dulcis (almond), 1458 nucleotides. RefSeq lists its product as uncharacterized. Lineage: Eukaryota; Viridiplantae; Streptophyta; Magnoliopsida; Rosales; Rosaceae. The record is from RefSeq and is a predicted model, not a curated record. The annotation marks the transcript as partial. The transcript is spliced from 6 exons.